AGUGAAAACCUGAUGCUGCAACCAACUUGGACCUUCCUGUUCGCCUACUUCCUCUUUCCGCAUCCCAGGGCGGACGUUUUGUUGGAACAGCGCCCCCAUUUCGGCCCUUGGCCUGGAGUUGGGGUAGCCUGCAGCCAUGUCGAAGAGAGGGCGCGGAGGUGCCUCUGGCAACAAGUUCCGCAUGUCCCUGGCUCUGCCAGUGGGCGCGGUCAUGAACUGUGCUGACAACACGGGGGCCAAGAACCUGUACGUCAUCUCAGUGAAGGGGAUCAAGGGCCGCCUGAACAGGCUGCCAGCAGGAGCUGUUGGGGACAUGGUCAUGGCCACCGUGAAGAAGGGAAAGCCUGACCUGAGGAAGAAGGUCAUGCCCGCCGUGAUCGUCCGUCAGCGCAAGCCGUGGCGGAGAAAGGACGGUGUCUUCAUGUACUUUGAAGACAACGCGGGGGUCAUCGUCAACCCAAAGGGUGAAAUGAAGGGUUCUGCUAUCACUGGACCAAUCGGAAAGGAUCUUGAGACAAAAGGUCAGAACAAUGGUCACUGGGACGCCUGA
Molecule: messenger RNA, 550 nt
Organism: Klebsormidium nitens
Lineage: Eukaryota; Viridiplantae; Streptophyta; Klebsormidiophyceae; Klebsormidiales; Klebsormidiaceae
Source: the annotation of a GenBank genome assembly